Asparagus officinalis (garden asparagus) is the source of this 2423-nucleotide messenger RNA. Its product is annotated as probable UDP-N-acetylglucosamine--peptide N-acetylglucosaminyltransferase SPINDLY. NCBI's taxonomy places the organism in Eukaryota, Viridiplantae, Streptophyta, Magnoliopsida, Asparagales, Asparagaceae. Gene Ontology annotation, molecular function: protein binding. The record is from RefSeq and is a predicted model, not a curated record. Bases 39 to 1889 code for a protein of 616 amino acids. The transcript has 12 exons.
ACUAUCAAACCCACUGAGAAAGAACCCCGAGCUGAGAAAUGCCAGAAACGCCCGCCGGCGAUUCGGUCGCCGAUAACAAAAGCGCCGCCGAUCGCCGACCUCCUCCGAAGCCCGCCAUCAUCGCCGAUCUCAACGUCGAUCCUCCUGAGAGCGACGGCGAAGAUUGUGCCCUACUCCCUCUUCGUGUGCCUGGCUCUUCUUCUGCAAGGAAUGGCAAUGAUGAAAGUAGUCUACCCAAAAAUACUAUUGCACCUAAAGAUUCUGACGCCAUUGAUGCUGACGAUCUUGAUCAGCAAUGUCAAGGAGUUUCCAUGUCCCGUGAGGAAAAAGUUAGCAAUCUGAAAGCUGGUUUGGUAAACAUUGCGCGAAAGAUGCCGAAGAAUGCCCAUGCACAUUUUAUACUUGGCUUAAUGUAUCAGAGAUUAGGUCAACCACAGAAGGCAGUCUUAGCAUUUGAAAAAUCAGCUGAGAUAUUGCAAAGGGACGAAGAAGAAAUUCGUAGACCAGAAUUGCUCUCUUUAGUUCUCAUACACCAUGCACAGUGUAUUCUUCAAAUAAAUACUGGGGAUACAUCUGAUAAAGAGCUUGAAACGUGUGAAUUAGAAGAAAUCCUUAAAAACCUGAAGGAUUCUGUGCAAUUAGAUGUCAAACAGGCAUCAGUUUGGAACACACUUGGUUUGGUACUUCUUAGGACUGGCCGUGUGCAGAGUGCAAUUUCAGUUUUAUCAUCUUUGUUGGAUAUUGUUCCCGGCUACCUGGACUCCCUUGCAAAUCUUGGCAUUGCACAUCUUCAGAGUGGCAAUCUUGAGCUUUCAGCUAAAUGUUUUCAAGAUCUGCUUCUGAAAGAUCAAAACCAUCCUGCUGCUCUGAUCAACUAUGCUGCUGUCAUCUUAUGCAAAUAUGGAUCUGUUGUUCCAGGUCCAGGAGCUAAUGCAGGAGAAGGGGCUUAUGUACAACAAGUUGAAGCUGGAACUGUUGCUAAAGAUUGCUUACUUGCAGCGCUGAGAGUUGAUCCUAAAGCUGGCCCAUUAUGGGUGAACCUUGCAAAUGCAUACCAAGUGGUCGGUGAUUAUAGGAAUGCAAAGAAGUGCUUAGAACAGGCAGCAAAGCUAGAGCCAAAUCAAAUGUCUGCUCGUUAUGCUGUUGCCACUCAUCGAAUAAAAGAUGCUGAAAGGUCUCAAGAUUGUACAGAACAAAUUUCCUGGGCCACAAAUGAAAUGAUGUCAAUUUUAAAGGAAGGCGAUCCUGCUGUAAUUGAUCUUCCUAUAGCAUGGGCGGGGCUAGCAAUGGCUCAAAGAGCUCAGCAUGAAAUUGCAGCAGCAUUUGAGACUGGAGAGAAAGAUUUGGAAGAGGCAGAAAACCGAGCUCUUUAUGCAUUAAAGCAGGCAAUUGAGGAAGAUCCAGAUGAUGCUGUGCAAUGGCAUCAACUUGGUCUACACAAUCUAUGUACUACACAGUUCAAGACAUCAGUGAAAUUCUUAAAAGCUGCAGUAGCUCGAUGCAGAGAAUGCAGUUAUGCAUGGUCGAAUCUCGGUAUUGCAUUGCAACUAUCCGUCGACCCAUCUUCAGCUGAGAAAGUAUACAAGCGUGCACUCUUUUUAGCAACAACUCAGCAGCUACAUGCUAUCCUUUCUAACCUUGGAAAUCUGUACCGUCAGGAGAAAAGAUUUGAACAUGCAAAGGAAAUAUUCCGAAAGUCUCUGGAAUUCUGCCCAGGAUAUGCACCAUCGCUCAACAACCUGGGUCUUGUGUUUGUGGCUGAAGGCCGAUGGGAGGAAGCCAGAAACUGUUUUAAGAAGGCUCUGCAAUCGGACCCUCUCCUUGAUGCUGCAAAAUCAAACUUGAUGAAAGCAAUGCCAAUGUGUAAGAUGCGUGGGGAAACAAUCUAAAGCUCCGGUCCCCAAAUCAUAGACAAAGGUUAACCUAGUCUUUUCCAGUCUGAGAUCAACAAUAAUACAUCACCUGCAGACUGCUUGGAAUUAGUUUAGCAUAUCGCUUUAGUAACUUCUUUUUUUUUGGUUUGGUGAAAGAACUUAUCCACAAUUCUUCGGACCACGGGUAUCAAACCCACGGGUGUAGCUAAGCCCUAGUGCAUUUUGGUUUAUACUACAACAGCCUGCUUCCCAAUGAUUUCAUAUCCUUUAAAAAUUCUGAUCGUUAAAACUUAGCAACGCUAUCCAGAGUACAGUUUCCUUAAAGGUCCAUAGAUGAGGAGAAGUUUGGUAACUAUUGCCAUGAACAAGGCUGUAUUGAUGCACAUUAAGAUUUAUUGGCUUUAGAUGUAAACUUCUUAGAGUUGGAAAUCUUGUAAACUGUCUGAAUUCAGGUUCUUGUAUAUUUGUAAAAUAGAAAUGAGACCACUCUGUUAUUAUAGCAUGUAUGUACAUGUAAAUCUGAGUUUCAACUCAUGAGCAUCCUUACGA